GAGAAAACUACACGAUUUGCAAGUAAGAAACAGAAUACCUUGCGCAUAUCCUCUCCGGUUCCGAGUCACCUCUGCUGGUAGCUCUGACCGAUCCCAACAGAAGACAAAUCUCGCAAAGCUAUUCAGUUAGGAGUUCAUGAUGGGUUCUGUAACCACACAACCACUCUUCUCAUUUGGCGUCAUCGCUGAUGUUCAAUACGCAGACAUCCCAGACGGACGCUCCUUCUUAGGCACUCCUCGAUACUACAGAAACAGCAUCCUCGUCUUACAAAAAGCUGUCCAAGCUUGGAACCAACAUGGCCACCUCAAAUUCGUCAUCAACAUGGGUGACAUCGUAGACGGCUUCUGCCCCAAGGACCAAUCAUUAUCAGCCACUAAAAAACUCGUCAACGAAUUCCAAAAAUUCCAAGGCCCUGUCUACCACAUGAUAGGCAACCACUGUCUCUACAACCUCCCACGCCAAGAGCUUCUUCCUUUACUCAACAUCACUUCUCGUGAUGAUGAUAACAACGCUUACUACGAUUUUUCACCUACGCCUGAGUAUAGAGUCGUGGUGUUAGAUGGGUAUGAUAUUAGUGCUGUUGGUUGGCCAGAGGAUCAUCCCAAGACACUCGCUGCGUUGAAGAUACUUGAAGAGAAGAAUCCGAACUUGGAAAAAAACAGUCCCGAGGGGCUUGUGGAUGUUGAGAGGAGGUUUGUUAAGUAUAACGGUGGUGUUGGGGAGAAGCAGCUGGAGUGGCUAGACGGUGUGCUUAGGGAUGCGACGGAGUUGAAACAGAGAGUUAUUGUUUGUGGACAUGUGCCUAUGAGUCCUGGUGUGGCGUCUAAGGCUGCUUUGUUGUGGAAUUUUGAUGAAGUGAUGAGUGUUAUACAUAAGUAUGAUGUUGUUAAGGUUUGUUUUUCGGGGCAUGAUCAUAAAGGUGGGUAUUUUGUUGAUGCUCGUGGGGUUCAUCAUCGGUGUCUUGAAGCUGCUUUGGAGUGUCCACCGGGUACGUUUUCGUUUGGGUAUGUUGAUGUGUAUGAGGAUAAGUUGUCUCUUGUUGGUACUGAUCGGAUGCAGAGUACUGAUUUUGAGAUCUAGAGAGAGAGAGAGAGAGAGAGUUCAUGAAUGAUCAAAUUGUCUUGAAUGCAGAUAUUGUAAACAACAUUGCAUUUCUUAUUUGAUGAUUACAUUCUUUUCUUGUGGUUGUAAUAUCAUACGCCUGCUUGUACCUUUGUGUUUGUUGGUUUGGGAAUAAGGCGAAAAUAAAAUGUACAUUAGUUCAAUUGAUUGGAAUAAAGUAAUCGUAUC
This is a messenger RNA of Eruca vesicaria subsp. sativa (arugula), 1291 nucleotides long. The record is from the annotation of a GenBank genome assembly. Lineage: Eukaryota; Viridiplantae; Streptophyta; Magnoliopsida; Brassicales; Brassicaceae.